UUCAUGCUUUUGAUGAUUUGCAUGAGCGAUCUAUGAAUUGCUACCCCUAUAACCAUUUCUGUUAACGACACCCUGCGUUCAGGCGCGCAUUGAGACGCCCAGUUGCUUUUCUGUCGCGGUGCAUAUCAAUGCUGUAACGCCUGCAAACAAUUAUGAAGCCUGCCCGCCGUGGCAGAAGGAGAAGAAAGAAAGAAAGGAGAAAGAAGAGCCGAAAGAGACGUGGUUGUCUGGACCUUCUUUAUACAGAGAGGAGGCUUGAUAUUUGCAUGGCGUUUGAAAAGGAAACGGGAGAUUAUGGGAUUGUUUUACCUCUUUUUUUGGCUUUUUACCCUUUUCUUUGUUUGGUUGAACGAUGCAUUAUAUUUCUUUUUCUUUUUCUGCUUCCACUGCUUUUUCUUCACUAUAUUUUCCUUCAAUCCUGUUUUUCCCGCACUGUUUUUCGCUUCCUUCAUUUCUGGCCUUUUUUCUGCAUUCUAGAGAUGAGUAGCGACGCAAACCCUCCCAUUCCCUCAAAGAGUAUAUUUCCCCCUUUAUCAUUACUAUUAUAACAACAUAUUGUGCGUUUGAUUGCACGGACGGAGUAAGAG
This is a messenger RNA of Trichoderma asperellum CBS 433.97, 587 nucleotides long. NCBI's taxonomy places the organism in Eukaryota, Fungi, Ascomycota, Sordariomycetes, Hypocreales, Hypocreaceae. The record is from RefSeq and is a predicted model, not a curated record.